CGCUUUCGUUGAGACACACGCCACUCUAAUCAAUCGUCCGAUUCGGAACAAAACUAGGCUGAAAAUUGAACGUACUGCCCAGCAACGGCGAUGGUAGGUUCCAAAGCUGCGAUUGAGGUGGCGAAGACGGUCAUCGAGGUGGCCGACGUGGCGUGGACGGCCAUGGAGUUCAACCACCACCACCUCCACACCCACGAUCAAGAAGAGACCGGUACGCAGGCCAAAGCCGCGGAAUCUAUGUCGGUAGAUGAAGAAUUGGUAGCCUUGAGAUCCGAGAAUCGGCGGUUGAAGAGCUUGCUCGAGCACAAUCUCAAGCUCCUCCAGAAUUUGUCAGAAUCGACUCCUUUGAUGAGUGAUUGCCCUCCUGAUCUCUAUGCUCGCCUGGCUGCCACUGUGGAUUCUGAAAAAUUCUUGAGCCAGCUUAAAUCCCUCCAAGAGGCAACCAGAAAUGGAGCUACUCCUGGAUUCCCAUUCAAGGAGGCUACAGGUGAUGACUUGCACACUGUGGAAGUUCUUAUUAAGGUUGACCAAGAAGAACCGAGUAGGUGGGUAUGGGUCACUGAAGAAAUGAUUCAUGGCAAUACUGAAGAACACAGUGGGAUAGAUAAUGAGUGCUAUGUGGUCAUCAAUGAGGAUCAGGUGGUUGAUGCAGUUGCUACCUUUAUGGCUAAGUGCAUAACUGCAAACCCAAAAUCUCAGAAAUUUUCCCCUGAGGCUCUCCAGAAAGCCGUUACACAAGCUCUCGGCGGUGGCGGUGUUAGCAAAUUUGAGAGAGCAAUGGAUAUUUGGCAUGCCUGGCAGCUGUUCUAUGCCCUUUCGACCUGGGGAAUUGCAUUGGCAGGUUUGUACAAGACUCGGGCUGUGUGGAAAUAUGCUGCCGUGGGUGUCCACAAAACCAGCAAGGUUGUCCUCAGGGCUCUGUGAAUCAGAGGAAAGACUUAUUGUGUGAUGUAAAUAUAACAAAUUUGUGUAGGGAGGUUUAUGUCUAAAUGUCGAAAUAUCCAUGUGAUUGUUCAAGCUCUUCCCAAUUGUAGAUAUGUUAUCUGUAAAUAUUAGCGGGAGAUGGCAAUCACAACAUUUGUGAUAUUCCAGUCAUUGUUUGAUUGGAUUGGACAAGAGAUCAAAGGAAUAUU
Linum tenue is the source of this 1133-nucleotide messenger RNA. The record is from the annotation of a GenBank genome assembly. NCBI's taxonomy places the organism in Eukaryota, Viridiplantae, Streptophyta, Magnoliopsida, Malpighiales, Linaceae.